Messenger RNA from Dioscorea cayenensis subsp. rotundata (Guinea yam), 1000 nucleotides. Its product is annotated as haloacid dehalogenase-like hydrolase domain-containing protein At2g33255. Bases 14 to 811 code for a protein of 265 amino acids. The transcript has 6 exons. The record is from RefSeq and is a predicted model, not a curated record. Lineage: Eukaryota; Viridiplantae; Streptophyta; Magnoliopsida; Dioscoreales; Dioscoreaceae.
UUUGGUUGUCACUAUGCUUCAUCCUUUGCUCCGACGCUUACCCUCCAUCACUCAUCCACUCUCCACCGCCUCCGUUCAUCGCCGGCGCUGCGCCGCCAUGGCGGAAUCUCCGGCGAGAUACCUCACCGUCGCUGCCACCCCGAAGGCCUCCUUGAAGGGUGUGGUCUUCGACAUGGAUGGCACCUUGACGGUGCCGGUCAUCGACUUCCCGGCCAUGUACCGCACCGUGCUCGGAGAGGACACCUACGCCUCCCUCCGCUCCGCCAGUCCCUCCGGCGGCAUCGACAUCCUUCAUCACAUCGAGACCUGGGCUCCUGCUGAGCAGCAGCGUGCAUACGAGAUUAUCGCCCAUUUCGAGCAACAAGGCCUCGAUCGCCUCCAAAUCAUGCCCGGUGCUUUGGAGCUUUGUAGAUUUCUGGAUUCAAAGAAGAUUAGGAGGGGCUUGAUUACUCGCAAUGUCGAUGCUGCUGUCGAUCUAUUUCAUCAACGAUUUGGGAUAAUGUUUGCCCCAGCAUUAAGUAGGGAAUUUCGUCCUUACAAGCCAGACCCCGCGCCAUUGCUGCAUAUAUGUUCAACUUGGGGUGUAUCCCCGAAUGAGGUUAUGAUGAUAGGCGAUAGCCUGCGAGAUGAUGUUGUGUGUGGGAGAAGAGCCGGUGCCUUCACAUGCUUGCUGGAUGAAACAGGUAGGUAUGAGUCCCCGGACUGUUACACCGAUGAACAAAAACCCGAUUUUAAGGUGUCCUCGCUUGAGGAAGUUCAUCCUCUCUUGGAAGACUAUUUCAAUUUGGUCCCGGCUUCACAAACUGCUUAGUAAGGAAAUCAAUGUCCUUAUCGACAUGCAUCACCAGCUUAUUGAUAGAAGAUCCCACUGGUUGUACUACGAGUAACAUCGACAUUAGCAAUGUAUUGAGGAUGCCGUUGGAAUUAUGACAACAGCGCCCAGCCGUAUGUAUCUUUUGCUUUUGGAUUUAUGAUUCGUAUUUGAUUUUCCCCAUUUUCA